This is a messenger RNA of Fusarium keratoplasticum, 744 nucleotides long. RefSeq lists its product as uncharacterized. NCBI's taxonomy places the organism in Eukaryota, Fungi, Ascomycota, Sordariomycetes, Hypocreales, Nectriaceae. The transcript has 3 exons. Bases 1 to 744 code for a protein of 247 amino acids. Gene Ontology annotation, molecular function: protein binding. The record is from RefSeq and is a predicted model, not a curated record.
AUGUCAGCAGCUGAGCAUAAUACCAACUGCAUCACUCUCCGGCCUGACAACCCGGUUCAUCACAAAAUCAUCGAGAAUGGCGACGUCAUCCUCGUUAUUGGCCGGGACAGGGUCAAAAUUCAGCUCUCUUCGUCUUUCCUGUGCCUCGUCUCCCCAGUAUUUAAGGCCAUGCUCACCUCGCCGAUGAUCGAAGGCCAAAGGCUCAAGGAAAGAGGUGACAAGCCUGUCGAAUACGUGCUGCUCGACGACUCUGCCGAGGCAGCUCUCCACGCCUUCAAAUCCCUCUACGGAUCAGACCCGCAAAUGCUCAAUCUCAGCCCGGACGAGAUCCUCCAAGUCGCUGUGUUCGUGGACAAGUGGGGUUUGGCUGAGCGAUUCCAGUUUGCGGCCAUGCACUGGACCAUGUCGCCCCGAGCAAACUCUUACAAGCCUUCUACUCGCGAUGACGCCUGGAAGCUGUUGUUAGCAUCAUAUUGGUUCAGAUAUGCCCCAGGAUUCUCCAAUCUGAGCUUUUGGAUGGUAGUAGAAUUGCCUGGGCAUUCGCUGUGCGAACAUGUCAACAAAAUGGAAGACAGGGAACUCGGGCUGUCCAUCGCGCUUGGAAUCGAAGAGUUGCGCAGGGUAAGGGUGAAUCGCAUUACAGAGACCGGUAAUGGGCUAUGUUUGCACUGCUUCCUGACGAAGCCGGACGACUUUAUCAUGAGGCAACCCAACUGUCCGAUUCCGCGCCAGCACAUACUGUGA